AUGUCGUUCUUAUCAACACCUAUUCACCUUGUUGGUACUGUAUCAGUGUGGGAUGCACAACUCAAAAGGGAUAUCGAUUCUUUCCCUAUAUACAGUAACGCAGAAGUAUACGUAGGUCGUGAUCAAAGGCGCUGGUUACUCGUUAUUCGUGCUUUUAAGGAAUCACUUCAAAGGAAAAUCCAGGGGAGACUUGACGUAUACAGCCGCGAGGCCAGGAUACUUGAAAGCCUUUGUCAUCCCAACAUCAUUAGGAUUGAGAAAGUCAUCGAAUCGAGCAAUACAAUUUACCUCUUCCAGGAGCUCGUGACUGCUGGUGACCUAUUCUCCUACAUCCAGUAUAAAGGCGGAAAAUUAGAUGAUAUUGAAGCCGCAGUCAUCGUGCGACAGGUCCUGAUGGCCUUGGACUAUCUGCACCAGCGGGGAAUUGUCCAUCGUGAUCUGAAGCCAGACAAUAUUCUUAUGACAUCUCUAGCAGAUGGAUGCAGAGUCGUGCUCACUGAUUUCGGAUGCGCCAGACUUGUGCGGCCAACUAUUGAGCGGAUGUCUACGCUGAUCGGCACAUUCGACUAUAGCGCCCCUGAGAUGCUCAAGUCUAAGCAAGGCUAUACAAAAGCCGUAGAUUUGUGGUCGCUGGGCUGUGUAGCAGCCGUACUCCUGACCGGGGACAUUCCAUUUAAGAACUCAUUGACAGCUCAUCCGACAGAUCUUUCUCGAGAGCGUGAUCUUGAGAAACUCGAAGCCGAUAUGGACUGGAACAGAAUUGGACAACGCGCGAGGGACUUUGUCCGCAAGCUUCUCGUGUUUGAUGAAACGAAGCGCAUAGACGUUAAGCAAGCGCUGAAUCACAACUGGCACCUCGCCGAAUGGCCGACGUCAGCAAAACUGCUAGUCAUGAGACAAAAAUAG
This is a messenger RNA of Aspergillus oryzae RIB40, 906 nucleotides long. RefSeq lists its product as uncharacterized. Gene Ontology annotation, molecular function: protein kinase activity; ATP binding. Lineage: Eukaryota; Fungi; Ascomycota; Eurotiomycetes; Eurotiales; Aspergillaceae. The coding region runs from base 1 to 906 and encodes 301 amino acids. The transcript is spliced from 6 exons. The record is from RefSeq and is a predicted model, not a curated record. Gene Ontology annotation, biological process: protein phosphorylation.